Momordica charantia (bitter melon) is the source of this 2520-nucleotide messenger RNA. It is a transcript of the gene UNE1, whose product is annotated as intracellular protein transporter, putative (DUF641). Gene Ontology annotation, biological process: response to red or far red light; negative gravitropism. The record is from RefSeq and is a predicted model, not a curated record. NCBI's taxonomy places the organism in Eukaryota, Viridiplantae, Streptophyta, Magnoliopsida, Cucurbitales, Cucurbitaceae.
CCUUGUCCUUUUUUGGCUCUACAUAUUCUCAAGUCAAGUGUAUUAAUUAAAGAGGGGGUAAUUAUUGGGAUUGACACACAUACAAAACAAAAACCAAAGCUUUCCAAUUGGUUUGACAUAUUGAUAUUAUAAAUGGGUCCGAGGCUCAGUGAAAGGGGCCAGGGCAGUUGUGUUUAAGCUUGGAAGAUCUGUGCUGUGCAUGAAGAUUAGUGAGAAAAAACAAAAGACCAGUAAUCCAAAUGAUUAAAUUUGGGUUUAGUGUAGUGUAGGGUCCAUGGUUUGAUCGCAGCUGAAGCAGGCAUCAAUCACUCUACAAGCGUAGACUUCACAAAUAUUUGUAAUAAUAUCACCUCCAGCCUCAGCCUGAGGCUGAUGGCGCCACCUAAAUAUUCUUAAAACCAUAUUAUUAAGUUCAGCUUGAGCCUCGAGGAGUACCCUUUCUUCAAUUUGAAGCAGAAUCAUUUCAUUUCAAUGGAAAAUCAGAGAGUAUUAUUAAGUUGUUGAUGGGGUUCUGUUUCGUACCUGUACUUAUCUCCUCUGUAACUGCAAGUGAUGUGAACUUAUAUUCUUGACAGGUCUCGGUGCUGUACGAUGGCAAUGGCAAUAGCUUUGGUUUCCUUUUCUUUUUCCUUUGUUUCCUGCGCUUUAAAUCUUUGCUUUUUUCGUGCCUGACCUCCAUUUCCGGUAAUAUAAGAUAUAGUCAAAGUUUGCGAUUUGCUUUUCGCAAAGAAAUUCUGCUCUUUUAAUCGCUUUUUCCCUUUUAAACCUUUUUCUAAUUCCUCUGUUUUCCUUCGCCAAUCACCAAAUCUUCCACUUCUAUGCUCCAUUUUGGAACCCAGCCCUUUUGAGUUCAACAUAACUGUGUUUUGGGCGUGUGGGUGUGUGUUUUUUCUUUCUUAUGGAAGCGAUCAAACCCAAAUCAUCUGUGAAGAGCAAGACGAGAUUCGCCAGGACUUUUCAGAAGGUAAUCAAUCUCAGGAACGCAACUCGGAUCGCGUCAAGUAAUGGCAUCUGCGUUCUGGCUUCCCAUGACAAGUUCAAAGAAGAUUCGAGUGUCCAUGGAGGAAAAUCCCAAAUCUUUGACAGGACUGAAGAAGAUGUCAAAGCUCGAAACAGGGCAGUCAUGGAAGCUCUGGUUGCGAAGCUUUUUGCGAGCGUUACUUCAAUUAAAGCAGCCUACGCCGAGCUCCAAAUGGCACAGAGUCCUUACAACAGCGACGCGAUUCAAGCUGCAGACCAGGCGGUGGUAGACGAAUUGAAGAACAUUUCAGAGUUGAAACGGAGCUUCUUGAAGAAAGAACUCGAUCUCUCACCCCAAGUGACAUUAAUGCUAUCAGAGAUUCAGGAACAGCAGAGUUUGAUGAAAACCUACGAGAUAAUGAUUAAGAAAUUGCAGGCUGAAUCGGAGCAGAAGGAUACCGGCAUUGCCUCGUUGAAGAAAAAGCUUGGCGAAUCGGUUUCGUUCAACAAGUCAUUGGAGAAGAAGCUAACGGCAAGCGGUUCGUUAUCCAUGUUCGAUAAUCUUCAAUUUCCUCUGCUGAAUCCAACCCAUUUUGCCCAAUUCCUCCACUAUACUCUAAGAUCCAUCAGAAAUUUCGUGAAAUUGAUGAUUCGCGAAAUGGAAUCCGCAAGCUGGAACCUCGACGCGGCCGUCCAAUGUAUCGUCGAUUCCGAUACCAUAUUCCCGGAGCCGACACAUCGGAGCUUCGCUUUCGAAUCGUUCGUCUGCAAAACCAUGUUCGAGGGCUUCACUACCGACCCGAGUUUCAUACUCCAAAAUGACUCUCUACCACUCGGAAAGCAACAAAACCACCUCAUGUUCGAUAAAUUCAAGAAGCUCAAACCAUUAAACCCUAAAAUCUUCCUCUCUCAAAACCCUAACUCUUCCUUCGCAAAAUUCACCCGGUCCAAAUACCUCCACCUCGUCCACGCGAAAAUGGAGUGCUCUCUGUUCGGUAAUCUCAACCAGAGGAAAAUUAUGAGUGCCGGGCGUGUCCCCGAUACGGCGUUCUUCGCUGCCUUCGCCGAGAUGUCGAAGCGCGUGUGGCUCCUCCGGUGCUUGGCAUUUUCACUGAACGACGACGUCACGAUCUUCCAAGUGAGGAAGAACAGCAGAUUCUCCGAAGUUUACAUGCAAUGCGUUACCGAAGAGACGUUGUUUUCGCCGGCCGAUAUGAACGAUUCCACCAUAGGAUCCGGAUCCGAGCCUCGGGUCCGGUUCACCGUCGUUCCGGGUUUCAAGAUUGGACACACGGUGGUACAGAGUAGGGUUUAUUUAUCGCCGCCGAGUCGCUAAAUUCCACGGCGGCUCGUAAGGAUGGAAGGAGAAUGUUCGGCCAAUGUCAGCCGUUGGAUGCUUAGCUUCCACGACCGUUAGAUCAAAAUCGAUGAGAAGACGCAGAUUACUCGGCGUAGUAGUACUGUAUAAACUAUUUCCAAUUUUUUUUCCAAUGAAUUGUAUAAAUAUUUGUAUUAUACAGUCACACUUAUCCUAUAAUAUAUGGGUUACUGAACAAUUUA